This is a messenger RNA of Pelobates cultripes (western spadefoot toad), 327 nucleotides long. The record is from the annotation of a GenBank genome assembly. NCBI's taxonomy places the organism in Eukaryota, Metazoa, Chordata, Amphibia, Anura, Pelobatidae.
UUCAUCAGAGUGUUACGCAAUAACUCUAACCCAGAUGUUGCAGAAAAUCAACUUCAGGAGAUGCACCAGAAGUUUAAAGCUCGGGGUUACUCAGAACAGACUUUGGAUACAGCAUAUGUUAAGGCUUUGCAAUCAAUUUCAGAGCAAAGGAUUCAUCUCAACAUGGGGGAUCGACUUGUUUUCCCUCAAUCUUUUCAUCCUAAUUCUGAUAAAUUACGUCUAAAUAUCUUGGACAAUUGGAGAACCUUUACCUACAGUGUUCCAGAAGCCACCUAUUAUAAGCUACAGGAAAGGGAAAAGCCCGAAGGACUUAUUGGUACACACUGA